Molecule: messenger RNA, 2235 nt
Organism: Cyphellophora europaea CBS 101466
Lineage: Eukaryota; Fungi; Ascomycota; Eurotiomycetes; Chaetothyriales; Cyphellophoraceae
Exons: 1
Coding region: 1-2235 (744 amino acids)
Biological process (GO): spindle assembly; microtubule nucleation; meiotic cell cycle
Cellular component (GO): spindle pole; equatorial microtubule organizing center; centrosome
Molecular function (GO): microtubule minus-end binding; gamma-tubulin binding
Source: RefSeq, a predicted model, not a curated record
AUGCUACACGAGAUCCUCUUAUCCCUGUCCGGGUACCAAUCAGAAAUCUUCGAGAAGGUGAAGAAUACGGAACAUCAUGUUGAGGGCAUCCACAACUUUACAUCUGAGCCCGAACGAGCGAUGCUGGAGACUCUGGCGCAUAUCGCACAGUUGCAUAUCGACAUUAAGCAAAUUGCAGCCCGGAUUGCCAGCGAUCACUCUUCCGUAGUUUGUCGUGGUGUAGCAUCCGCCAUCUUAGAUGUCCACUUAGCUGCGUUCAGGAAGAAGAUCAUCCAAGUUGAGCAUUCGAUACUCAGACAAGACUCCUCUUACGUGGGCGGCUAUGGGAUUGUACCACUGAGCACUGUGGUUUCAGAUUUCGCGCCAUGGACAAGACCCCUUGAGUGGCUGCUGAAGGUAACACGAGUGGCCGGUCGCCAAUCUGAGCAAGAGUCAGCGAAAGGGUAUUGCACUGGCAAUGAGAUGCUAGACUUCUUACAUUCCGAGACUCACACGGGGUACGCUGAUGUCGAAGAAUUGGCGGUAAGUCUGUUGAUCACAGCUCAAAAAAUGUGGAUGAGAUCUGUUGCGUCUUGGAUCUUGUACGGCAGGCUCCCUACCUUGGGUACGGGCGACUUUUUCAUUCAGCAGAACCCAAACCGCACGAGUGUCGUCGACGACUACAUCCUAGACCGGACGUUGGUGCCCAGGUUCGUCUCGCGUUCGAGCGCCGAGUCGAUGUUGGCAAUUGGAAAUGCGUUGUGUCAGCUUCAAGUGCAGAAUCGUGGCACAAGGGGCAGCCAGACCAUGGCACUCUUGCCCAAGCAUCUCCGAAUAUUGGAAACUCUCGAGUACCCUCUGAAUCAGUCCAUUUUACAGCUCGCGGUGGAAGAGAUUGACUGCUCAAUAUCGCAGAAUGUUUUGUCUGAGAUUGUGCCCCUUCAUCAAAUCCUCGGCGUACUCGACGUUGUGCACCGCUUCAUGCUAUUAAGCAACGGCGAGUUCGCUACAGCGCUGAUUGAGCAUGCGGGAGACAAGAUCAGGUUGCGGCAGACUGCUCCAGCUGUCAAGCCUGCCCGGAAGGUCGGCCGGAUUGACGACCUCACUAUCACGGACGCAGAACUCAACAGUAUUCUGACCAAGUCGUGGGAUGAGUUAGCUGCACUCCAAACCGGCCAAGCUGUUGACGACGAGACUUUCAACUUAGCUCGCGGCAUGUUAGCACUGCACGGUAUUCAGGAAGGAGAGCGACACUUCAUCCCUCUCGCAACAUUGAUGCCAAAUGCUACAGUCCUGGAUCUCAAGCUUGCAGUCGACUCAACACUCAAGCUCUUCCUCUCUCCAGCCGACCUGCGCUCCUAUGCGGCAAUAAAUGCUUACUUGCUGUCCAUCAGACGUACCGAACUGCAUCUGUCACAUCUCUGGAAGCUCACGCCCCAACGCCGCUGCUAUCCUACGCCCUUUGGACCCCCCAUCAGCGCAAGCCCUUAUGGGCAAUCCGCACUUGCGAGUCGUCGGACCCGCGAGCAAGCUCGGUCCACGGCCAUGCGUCGGCACUGGGCGACCGCUUCCAAAGCCCUCUUUGUUGUCAACGAGCUGGAUGCCUACCUCCAUGGUGAAGUGAUCCGCAACAGCUGGGAUCAUUUCCAGGGCUGGCUGCAGGAGGGUUCGCGGCCCAGCUCCUCACGCAGUGGCUCGCGACCAGGCACAGCAUCGUCUGCCAAAACUGCAUCCACAGGCCUCAGCAGAUCGAAGCAAAUGAACGAUCCACGGACGUUGGCAAAGGGACAUCAUACGUUUCUGUCGGCCUUGUACAGCGGACUGCUACUCAACAACGCUGAGUUUGUGAAGGCACUGAGGGAGCUCUUGAAUAGUGUGGAUCACUACAUCGCGUUGUUUUCAAGACUGUCGUCCAUUUGGUCAGGACUAGACUUGCAAGAAGACGAAGGCGUCGUGGAUGCCUUUAGUAACUACAAGGAGGAGGAGCGGACAGUCUUGGCUGAGACAACGAGAAGCAGAAUUAUCAUCGAAGAAGGGGUUGGAGUAUUGGUCGAGAGACUGAAAGAUGCGGAAAGAAAGCGAGAUGCAGAGGGACCUAUUGGUGCGAUGGAUGGGUUGGACCUGCAUGCAGCCAGCGUGUUCAUUCCGUGGAAAGGGAGGAACAUGGAGCGCUUGAUCAUGAAAUUGGACUACUUAGCCGGUGCUCACGCGCAGGAUGUGCAAGAAAAGCUGGUGGACGAUAUUAUUGACGACUGA